UUCAAGGAGCGCCCACGCACGGUAACGGCAAUGAACCGCUAUCAGUACCUACACAGUCAAGCGCCUGCAUGCACGCGACAUGUGCAAAACCAAAAAUAUAGAUACCUCGGUAGCUCGGUAGUUUGGGCGAAGCAACACAGUUUAGAAAGGCCGAAGACCUCGGUAGCGUCGGACCCGGGCAAAUCUGCCCGCGUCCGCGCGCUGCAGCUCAGCAGCAGCGAUGCCACCGUGCCCUGCGCACGCCGUGGGGUGCACCGCAUCGGGCCAUCCGGCCGUGCCCUGCGCACGUCAUAAAGGGAGGCCCGAGCCCGACCGCAGCAGGAACCUACGCCGAGGAGGCCGGCGCGCCGCCGCGCCGGGCGCGGGCCGGCCGUGCUGCCAGAGGAGAGCAGAGGAGGGGAGCAGCAGGCAGACGACGCGAGCGCGCGCGCGCGGGGCCAGGACCAGUGGGGGCGGGCGUGCAGGCGGGGGGGGCGAGGAGGAGGAGGAGGAGGAGGAGCAGGAGCAGGAGGAGGAGGCGGAGGAGGAGGAGGCGGAGGAGGAGGAGGAGCACCUGCCCCUCGGUGCCGCACGGUGCGCAAACGUGGAGCCCGCUGCCGACAGCAAGAUCAGCCACUGUCGUGCGGCCGUCUCGCCUGGAUCGCGGCAGGCAGUUGCACAGUUUGUACAGCAAGCACCUGCUGAACGAGCACAAAUUGCCUUGCUGUCUGUAGCCGUGCAACCCUGGCGGACGCGAGGACACACCGAGUGAAACAACUCAGCGGAAUGUACAAGUUGAGAACGUUCCCUGGAAGAGGAAGGGGGAGGGGAAGGAGAAAGCGGCGUGCUCUCGCCGAAGCGGCCUGGACGUGCACGCGGCCUGACCGCCAGCGCGCACGGAUGACCAUGCGGAGGGCACUCCGUAACACCACUCGCAUGACCACUCAAAUCGUGACACACGACCGGAACGAUGAGGAAAAAAAUAGAGGAAAGCUUCGACAGGAGACGGGAGAGGAUCAUCGGCGGCGCGCAAGGUGGCCUCACAGGGCGUCGCAGGACUUACCGCUCCACGGCUGCGCGCCAGGCUACGGCACCCUGUGAAACAAAUGCACCCUUGGCGGUAGAAUGCCCUGAACAAAUUCUCAGGGUAGCACACGGAACAUCAUGAAGAGUCCAUAACCUG
Molecule: messenger RNA, 1162 nt
Organism: Prorocentrum cordatum
Lineage: Eukaryota; Dinophyceae; Prorocentrales; Prorocentraceae
Source: the annotation of a GenBank genome assembly